AAAUAAUUUAUUAAUAAAAGUAAUUUUGUAUUAAAUAUUAAUUUAUUUUAAUAUUAUAAUUUAUUGUUUGCUUUUGCUAUCUGCUGCUAUGUUCCUCGACUAUACAAUUUAAACAAUUAAUAAUAAACGUGUACAAAUCAUAAAUUUUUUUAACUACAGCAAACUUAUAAUAAAUUAACCCAUUACAGGAUGUCUGGGUUAUAAAUUAACUGUAGUUUGAAAGUUCUAUCUGCUUUAAAUUAGGUAAUGGGUAGUCCAACAAAUUAAAACGGAACUUAAUUCAUCAUCAUUUUAGAAAAAAUAAAUAUUUUUCUUAUUUUAAAGUAGUUAAAAAAAAUAUUAGUGUAUUGGUGAGUUUGAAUUUCAUUUAAACUAGACUAUACUUCAUUAAUCAUUGAUAUGGAGAACGGUGACAAUGGUUUAAAUAGUUGUAGAAAAGUAGCAUUAAUUACAGGAAUCACUGGUCAGGAUGGAUCAUACCUAGCUGAGUUGUUGCUAGAUAAAGGAUAUGAAGUUCAUGGUAUUAUACGACGUUCAAGCACUUUUAAUACCGGCCGUAUAGAACAUCUUUAUUUAGAUCCUAAAUCACACAUGGAAGGCAAAAUGAAACUUCAUUAUGGUGACAUGACCGAUAGUAGUUGUCUAGUGAAAAUUAUAGGAAUGGUGAAACCUACUGAAGUUUAUAAUUUAGCUGCUCAAAGUCAUGUUAAGAUUUCAUUUGAUCUAAGUGAAUAUACAGCUGAAGUAGAUGGCGUUGGGACUCUCAGGUUACUAGAUGCCAUUAGAGCAUGUCAACUAGAAAACAGUGUACGUUUUUAUCAAGCUUCUACUUCAGAAUUGUAUGGAAAAGUUGUUGAAAUACCUCAAAAAGAAACUACUCCAUUUUACCCUAGAUCUCCAUAUGCGUGUGCCAAAUUAUAUGCUUAUUGGAUUGUAACAAACUAUCGAGAAGCAUACAAUAUGUAUGCUUGCAAUGGAAUUCUAUUUAACCAUGAAAGUCCUAGAAGAGGAGAAAACUUUGUGACUAGAAAAAUUACCAGAUCAGUAGCAAAAAUAGCAAUCGGUUCAUUAGAUUGUAUACAACUAGGAAACUUAGACUCUAAGAGAGAUUGGGGUCAUGCCAAAGAUUAUGUUGAAGCAAUGUGGUUAAUGUUACAACAGAAUAUACCUCAAGAUUUUGUGAUUGCUACUGGUGAAAUGCAUAGUAUUAGAGAAUUUGUAGAAAAAGCAUUCAAGCACAUUGGCAAAACAAUUAUUUGGGAAGGAAAAGGGUUAAAUGAAGUAGGAAAAGAAGAAUCUACAAAUGUUGUACGUGUUAAAGUGAAUGCUAAAUAUUUCCGUCCAACGGAAGUUGAACUUUUGCUGGGCGACGCCACCAAAGCCAAAACCGUACUCGGAUGGGCCCCCAAAGUGAAUUUCGAGCAACUGGUUUACGAUAUGAUGGAAGCCGAUCUAGCGCUCAUGAAGAAAAAUCCGUCGGCCUGAACUUCCUCGCCCGUGCAAUACUUAUUUUAUAUUGUGUUAUAUAAACUAUAAACCUUGGCUUAAUGUGUGCAUUUGAUUUAUUGGUGAUUUGUUAUUAUUGGAUUUAUAUAUUAGGACCUCAAGAGCCUAUCAUUUUGCAUAUUAUUAUACGUACCUAAUACCUAUAUAAUAUUUAUAUUCUUGGACUGUGUUUGUCUUUGAACGUUUCUGGUCGGGCUGCACACGUUUUGUUACUGGAUGCCUAUAGUGUAUAUUGUACCAACUAUAAAAGGAACCGGGAGUUAUAUAAUAUAUAUAUAUUGUAAACGUAUUAUAUUAUGUUUUAACUUCCUGUGGUGUUUGACUCUACGUCGUCUUUUGUUUAUUAUAUAUUUUUAUUUUCACUAUUUUUUAAGAUGAUUUUUACUUAUACUAAACGUGUUGAUUGUAAAAACUAAAAAUCUAAAGGCGUUUCGUGUGUUGGUGCAUUUAUUUUAUAUUCAAUUGUGUACCAACGAUUUGAUAAUUUUUAUUUUAUAAUCAUGUUAAACUGUUUUAAAGAAUUCAAUAUCAAUUUAUGGGUACAUGGCUGUAGCUGUUGGGGAAGAGGGAGUUCAGGGGUCUGUAUCUACUAUCUACCCCACAUUUUUUAAAAAGUAAAACAAUUUUAGCAAUAAAAAUUAACUUAACAGCAAUUACGGCUUUGUAUGUGUAGGUAGAUAGUAGGUAUCUGUUUAUUACGAUUUUUAAUUUAAAAUACUUGAAAAUUAAUAAUAAAUUAUAGUAGUUUUGAUAUUAUAAUAAUAUAAUGUACGACACAAACCCAAAGAUAUAAUUAUGUGUAGUAUAAUAAUAUACUAUCAGAAAGAUUUCAUUUUUUAUUAUUAUUUUUUUUUUAUCACAUAUAAUUUUAUCUUUUAUUAUUAUUUUUAAAUAAUGUUUUUUUUUGUUUUUUUCAGUUACCAUUUUAUUUUAUUAUGUUACAGGAAAAUUAAUACCUACUGUGAAAAAAAAAUGUAGAAAAUAUGGUACAUUCCAUAAUAUGUUUGUGUCUAUAUUACACAAUGCAUAUUAUAUUCAUAUAUACAUAUUUUAAUAUAUAUUAUAAUUGAUAACAUAUUGAUAGCUAAUAAUUAAUAACCAUGUUUAAUUAAACAACAGCAUAAACAUGAUAAAUAAUAUUUUAUAUCUGUGUCAGAAUAAUGAUAUACUGGUUACACUCA
Rhopalosiphum padi (bird cherry-oat aphid) is the source of this 2687-nucleotide messenger RNA. It is a transcript of the gene Gmd, whose product is annotated as GDP-mannose 4,6 dehydratase. Gene Ontology annotation, molecular function: GDP-mannose 4,6-dehydratase activity. Gene Ontology annotation, biological process: GDP-mannose metabolic process. The coding region runs from base 400 to 1485 and encodes 361 amino acids. The transcript is spliced from 7 exons. The record is from RefSeq and is a predicted model, not a curated record. Lineage: Eukaryota; Metazoa; Arthropoda; Insecta; Hemiptera; Aphididae.